Pelobates cultripes (western spadefoot toad) is the source of this 171-nucleotide messenger RNA. NCBI's taxonomy places the organism in Eukaryota, Metazoa, Chordata, Amphibia, Anura, Pelobatidae. The record is from the annotation of a GenBank genome assembly.
AUGAACAGCCUUGUCUCGCAGGCCUCUGUCGCUCCCGACUUCCGGGCCGAAAUCGUCAUUUCCGGUGAGACGCGGCGCCCUCUUCUGACGUCACGCGCCAACUUCCGGCGGCUCCACCGGCUCCCGAACGGAGGUCUCGGCUACCCUCCUCGCCUACCACUGGUCCGGGCA